AUGUUGAAUAGGGACAGCCAGAGGCGGCUGGGCUUUCAUCGGCUAGCCGACGUGACAACGGAGGGAGACUUCCAGCAACGUCUCCGUGUGGGGGGUGGCCGUGGGGGACCGCAGACCACUCAUGCAAGGUUUGAGACUGGCACUAGCGAAAUGUCGCUUUUUAUCAACUCUCCCGAUUUUCGGGACAAUGCAUCACUAGGUGCUGGUAUGCCCCCAGAAGAACGGCAAACGUACGCGACCGUGAGGAUGCCGUCAGACGCGUGUCGACCUCGUCGGAUUACAGAAUCUCGACAGCCCACUGACUCGGCAGAACAACGCUGGGGUCACCCUCUGCAUCGAACUCCACUGAUGAGCGCUUCACCGCCUGCAGGAUCUGGGACACCGUUCGGCAAUAGAGGACCACAUACUGGAGGAGUACACGGGGAAGAGACGGCAGGCAUGGACAGGCAAAUCACGCGCUUCAGUCCUCAGGUACGUGGGCAUAGUAGAUGUCGAAACGGAAACAGGAACCCUCCGAAUGAGGGACACAUGCUCGUCGCCAGCUUUUCCAGCACCGUUCGACAGAAAAUUGAAAUUGUUUUUCCAGGUCACGAACACCGCUGCCGACGCUAUCUAGGCUUUCUGCUGGACAUCCGUGCUGCCACGAACGAGGUGUUUGUCCAGUUUAGCGGUGCCGUCUGUCCCCCAUGGUCAUCUCGAAAGGAAGGCACUCCUGCCCUUGCUUUUCCAAGCAGACCAUCCGGGCGCGCAGAGCUAGGAGCGUUAUCCGCACCGGCCGGCUCAAUUGCAGAGCUUCUAGAAAUGAGACUUUCGUCUGGUUCCAGCUUGCUGGACGAAACAGGAGGUGACAAUCACCUGUUGACCUCGGUGUCGCACAGCGUCCCGGGCUGCACACCUGUCGGAAUUGAGGGGAACGGCGCGUCCGCGCUUCACGCCUCCUCACAGCAGCCACGUGUCUUUGUCUCUACUUGGCUUUCCAGUCUUUAUGUGUCGCUAGCUGGACCUCGCCUGCACGCCGAUCCAGAGGAGGGGACUAGGCGCUCUCCAGAGGCUGCGGCCGUCUCGAAAGAAACAGGACACACAGGCUUCUCAGGAGAGACUGACAUCCUUUGCAGGGACAGUGCGAGGAGCAGAGAGCGCUCGUACACCAGGGAGGAACAGCGAUGGAAAGCCGGAGAUUAUGCCGAGGUCUUUCGGCCCAGCACCAGUUCCACCCCUGCACACUAUGCUCUGGCCCGAAUCCUGUCGUCGCCACCAAGUCCCCAGAGCUCCCGAGCUCCCGCUUCGCUUGCUUCUGCCGUUCAGCUGGACGAGCGACAGAGCGAGUCUGCUCAUGCGCCAGGCCCUCCGUCGUCUCACCAUUUCCGCGUCCGUUUGCUGUCGUCGCCGUCCGUCGAUAUCACUGUCCUGGGCUCGUCGCUAAGAGACCCCAGAAGAAACAGAUUCUCAGGAGAGCCCGAGCUUGCCCUGGCCGCCUCCGGUUCGUCCUCUUUCUCGCCUGUGUCGGCCGACUCCGCGUGCCUCCGCUUCGUCCAAAACGGUCUUCCUAAGGCGUUUGCCCAAACCCCGGGGCCUCUUCCCCACGAACUGCCGCUUUCGGUCUUCCUGCCGGCCAUGUGCCGAGAGGCCGUUCCUGUCUCUGUUGAAGCCGCUCGAUGGCUCCUAGCGGGAGGGUCGCUCGCCGGAGCGGAACACGCGCAGGGAGAGCAGGUGGAGGGGGACGCCGAAGAGGAGGCAGCUGGACGAUUUCUGCAGGCUCUGCAACGGCGCAAGCCGCAGCCUCCCGACAGGCCUCUCGAGUUCUCCGCCCUUUCCCGGAGCACGGCAGAAGGAGAAGACGCCAGCGGUCCCGGCGCUCGAAGCGACAGGAGGGAGGGACUCUCGGGCGUGAUUGCGCUCACAGUUAUGGAUGGGGGCCCGACGCAAGACGACGGCGGCGAAAGCCAAGCGGCAGCGCACGCUCCAGACCGCUCCCCCGAGGCAAAGAAACGCGAAUCGCCGGACUUCCACACCGACGGCAGCGACAUCGUGACGGCCUGCUGGUCAGACGAGGACCGGCAGACGAUCCCUAGUUUCUCUCCCUCGUACGCGCCUUUCCCAGGUGUGCUGUCUUCGCCGUUCUCUCUGGACCCUGCAUCUCCCAGUUCCUCGACUGCAGCUGCCUCGGCUGGAUCCGGCUGCGCCGCCUUUCCGCGCCUGCCGUCCUCACUCGACCAUCUUCACCCCGCGCGUGCCUCCGCUCUGUCUUCCGGAUUUCACGGAUCGGCUGCAUCCGCGGUCUCGCCGCAGGCAGCUGCGCGGGCUCACGGGCGAGGAGCCUCGCGACAGGAGGACGAUGUUGCGCCAGCAAUUUCCGUGGAGAGAAAAGAGGGUAGCGCGAGGGGCGUGACGGGGAAGGCUCCCGAGCCGCAUGAGGUGGAGUUCCGCAGGGGCGUAGACACGAGCGGUGAGGAGGUAACAGAGCCUCACGAAAGGCAAACGUGUGGGGCCCAGCCGGGAGGACCGGAAGACGAGGAAGGUGAACUGGAGCUUAGAGCAUCCUGUAGAGGCAGACACUUACGGCUCGGGGAAGAAGGGAACCCGUUCCAACUGACAGCGAUGAACGCAGUGACAGGCUGUUCUCAGUCAGAGGGCAGUCCAGGCGUCUCCGUCUCGAGUGUGGCAGCGAUCGACGGACUGAGAAGCGGAGAGCGACUUCCAGGACUGCCGCCCGAAGCAAGAAACGACGCACCAGCACUGCGGGUGGAAGCGUCCCUGAGGAGACAUGAAGCCCUCGACGGGGCGGCAGGAAGCGACGCGAAUUGCCGCCUCUUCUCGGAGUGGGGAGACGAAAGCUCGCUCGCCGCCUCUUGCUUCUCGUCCUUCUUCGCCCGCCUGGUCACGAAGUCUCCAGCCACGACCGUAACAGCGGGCGUAGAAGGCAUCCAACAUGGGCCGAAAGAGACCGACGAGAGGCAGGGAUGCCAGAUAGUUCUUCUAGGCUUCGACAAAGCGGAAGUGGAACGCCUAAAAGCCAUUCUGCGAGGUGUAAACAGGCGAAUUGCCAAGAGCGUUCUCUUCCAUGAGCGAAGAGAAAGAAGGCUCAGGUUCCUCGAAGAAAGGACGAGCGCCGGCGUCGCAUCCGUCUGCGUGGAAUUCAAGGCCAAGGAGACAAUCGGCCUCAUCAUCGGCAAACAAGGCGAGAGGUUGGAGAAACUCGCGAAGCGCUUCCAGGUUGAGAUACGCGUGUUUCCCCAAGAAGAAGACGCCGCGACGCGACGCGUCCGGAUCUACGGCUCCUCCCGCCAGGCGGUCGAAGAAGCUCUCGCCGAAGUGCAGUUCCUGUCGGCUAGCUACCGCUUGUACCCGGCUUCCUUUGCUCGCCGAUUGCAUGCGGAAAGCAAGGUUCAGCCGGAUCGCGAAAAGACCUCUUGGCAUUCGGCCUCGCCGCCCUCAGGUCCUCGCGCUGCUCCGCGUCUCUCUCCGUGGCUGUCGCCUGUCCCUGUCUGUCUCUCGGAUGGAGGGAACCAGAGCCGCGACAGCGGCAAAGACAGUCAGGUGCCCGAACUGGCCGAGGCGGUCUGUCCCGUUUUCAACGCACCGGUCGGGUCCCGCUGGCCCGCCAUUCUGGCCAGCCGCCCCGGAAUGGACCGUCUCUUGUGCGCCCGCGUGGAGACCGAGCAGGAGACUCCGAGGGACGACGCCGAGGCCUGCCUCGUUGAAAGCCAUGUGGCGACACUGAAAAGAGAACUGCGACGCAAACCCCUUCUGCGUCAGAUCGGAGCGGCGACGGGUCUCCUUGAGGCGUGGUUCGACGAGGCGACUUCAACCGUCAUUCUAUGUGGCCUCUGGAGACAUAUUCUUUCUGCGGUGAACCUGUUGGACGCGCUCGCGACCCGACUGCUUCACCGUUCGCCUGGCGUCCACGCUUUCGCUUCCAUGCCUUCCCUUUGCCUCGAGUCUUCGCCACCUCUUGACGCUGCGCCGUCUUUGCCUUCACCUGUGGCGUCAUCGGGGAGUGUGCACCUCAAACCGUUCCCCGCCGCACCGGGCCGGAGCCCCGCAUGCUUCUUUUCAGCGCAUCCAAACCCCGCGCUUCCUUCGCCAGCUUUCGCGGCCUCGGACGCAUCGGACGGAAGCCCAGGGACAGCCGGUGCGAGAAGAGGCCUUGCCACGCUUCCCUCGUUGCUUUCGUCCCGGUCCACGUGCUCGUCUCCGAGCCAGGCCGGUCAAACUCUGCGGCACACGGAGACAGGGGACGAGGGAGGCGCGCUGCCGCUGGCCGCCUUGCUCCAGCGGCACUUCCCUGUCGCUGAUGCAGACUUUUUCUCUCCAGCCAGGUCCUCGCCCUCCUUGUGCUCGCGAGGAGGCCACGCCAGCCCGCCGCCGAAUGCCUUUCCGUCGUUUCGCGGGUCUCUAAAAGGGGAAGUCUACCGAGCGGGGGACGGGUAUGCCUCGCCACUGGCUUCUCUUUCUCUUCCCUCGCUGGCCUUUCUGCCUGCGACUCUCGCGUCCUCGCCCCUCUGA
Messenger RNA from Neospora caninum, 4506 nucleotides. RefSeq names its product putative KH domain-containing protein. The record is from RefSeq and is a predicted model, not a curated record. Gene Ontology annotation, molecular function: RNA binding. NCBI's taxonomy places the organism in Eukaryota, Apicomplexa, Conoidasida, Eucoccidiorida, Sarcocystidae. The transcript has 6 exons. Bases 1 to 4506 code for a protein of 1501 amino acids.